GUUCUUUUCCUCCAGCCAGUCGUAAUGGCGAUUUCGUUGCAGGUGGAAGGUCUGUGAAAGACAAAAUCGGAAACAGAAAAAUACCAGAGCAUUUUGUUUCAGGGAAAAAUCCCUACAAAUUAAAGUUUAAUUUUCAAGAGCGUGCGCUCGCGUGUGUGUAAAUUACCUUAGUAAUUUAGCGGAAUUCCGUCUCAAAUCAAAGAAACUACGGUUCGCGACGAGUGUGUUUGCCUUCCGCCUGCAGCAUUCGCGUUUCAUUAUUUUUUCUUCAUUCCUCCGGAUUGACUGCCCCCUGAGUUUCGUUCCGGUUCCUAAAGCUAAUUCGCCGCAACCAACAACGGCUCGCGUGAUUCAAACAAACAAAAAAGUGCCACAAUAGGAGGAGGUGACCCCCAAAAAACGUGACAAAGAGAAAAUACCUUGAACCACCUCACCGCCCCCCACCCAGCAGCGAACGACCAUGCUUCCCACGUACCAGCGAAUAGGCGGCACCAGCCAACCGUCGAAUCCGCUGCUCGCCGUCCGGCGCUCGUUCCGCUCCAGCGAAAAGUGCCUCAUCCUGCUGGUGCUGCUGACGUUCGGUUUCGUGUGCUUCGGCGGGUUCUUCUUCCUGCCGGACAACUUCGGCGCGGACCGGGUGCUCAAAGUGUACAAACAGUUCCAGCGGGCGGGGCCGGAAAUUUUCAUCCCGCCGCCACCGCCGGCCCACGGGCUGAUGGACGGCGACGAAGAUCCCCACAAGCAGAACGACCGCGACAAACUGCAGGAGAAGAUCCAGAAGGAACUGCCGGACGAUUUCCUGGAGAAGCCCGAUCUGGACGAAUCCCGAACCGGUGGGCCCGAGUUCGAUAACGCUCUGGACUCGGGUGUGCCGGGACCGGUUGGAGGAGGGGAUGCACCCGGACCGAUGGCCGGUGGUCCGGAUGGUGUAGUAGCACCACCUCAGAUUCUGGAAGAACCGGAUGUCCGGGCCGGUGGUGGUUCUUCAUCGUCGAAGGGGUCGACGGUGGGUGGUGGCAUGUUCCACACCUUCAACUCGUCCGUUGGCGAAGACUCGGAUCCGGCGGUGCGCGAGAAGCGGAACAAAGUCAAAGAGGUAAGUGAGCUUUCUUUGUAGGAAAUUUUCUCUGUUUGAAUAUGUUGGAAUGGAAUUGACACCUCUCGGUAAAAAUCUUAGCCUCGUCAAUGUGAUCGGUCUUGACUCGCAACAAUUGAGUCAAUAUUAAAGUUCUGUGACCGAGUACAUACUUCACAGCCCGGGUAAGAAUGUAUAAGUGAACAAUCGGUGUCUUGUACCUACCGACCGAGUAAGGCACACUUGAAAUGACGUGGGUUAUCUUAUCAGCCAAGGGGUUCGUUCGGUUGAUAGGUGCUCUAGCGCAGCGCUACGCUCCGGUUGCAAAAGAGUGCGGUUCGCAUUUUCGGCAAUGAUGAAUGUUGACUACGUGAAAGGCGUUUGGUUUGGAUUCGAGUGACUGAGUUAUCGACUGAAGACGACGUGGUUUUCAGCUGAAUAACGUGCAUUCUUUCCUGACAGGAAGGCACAAGGGCAGGUGAAAUUGGCCAUAGCUGACGGUGGAGGUACAUUUAAGGAAUUGCUUUCACUUACAGCUGGGCUAACUUCGUACUACACAGUUGUUGAUAAAAAAAUGCCUAGCCAGAAUGAAACAAAUUUGUUGUUUCAUGCGGUUUGAAAUUUUGGUAGAUAAUAUUGUUUCCUUAAUCAAUGAAAGGUAGAAUAAAACAUUGUUAUUCACUAUGUAUACUUUGAAGCACAAAGAGAGUCAAACAAAAAGGUUUCUCCAAAAAACACGACAUCUCUGCAUUCUUCAAUAACUUUGUCAUAUAUGGAUAUUGUUCACUGAAAUUUCGGCAGGUUUCCUUGCUACUGGAUAACGAUUGUGUCAUAGUUGCUAUUAAAAUAAAUGCACAGGCCUGGUAGCGAGUCACUAUUUAGUGGCUUGGUCACUAUUUUCGUGUAAGUCACUUUAGUGACUUUAAACUAUUUUCAGGACUUUUCAACUAAAGUCACUUUUUUUGUUAAAAAGUCACUAUUUUCAACUAUUUUCAAUGUCCUGAAAUCUAGUCAGUGAGUAAAAUACGAGUUGAUAUUGAAAAUAAUGAAAAUGAAGCUGGACACAAUAAAAUGUCUAGUACGUAGGUCUGUUGUCUAAUUCACCAAUCAAAUUUGUACAAAGACUGACUUUGAUUAUUAGUGUUGUGUUUUUUUGCAUAUGAUUCAUGUGACUCCACUUUAAACUGAAAUGUGUGAUGGAAUCCUCGACAACAACAAACAAUCAUUGUUUUUUUUUAACUGCUGGUAAAUUUAAUUAAGCAUUUUUAGAAUUCUUGCUGAAAUUCUUGGCGGAGUUCGUGUUGAAAUUUUCAGUCAGCAUUUGAAAACCUUGUGUUGCUGCAAUAUAUAUGUACUUAUUUCUGAAUUUCUUGCAAGAUCUUCCGUAUGAUAUUCUGGAGCAGUACCUGGAAGAAAUUCUGGCAGCGUGAGUCUGAUAACAUUCUUUGAGGAAUGUCUGACAAAUGCAAUCCUGAAAAACAGUGGUUUAAUCAUUUAAGAAUACCUGGAAUAUUUUUUUACAACACAUACUUAUAAAAUGUUUUCUUUAAAAUACCCAAACAAAGAAUAACUCUGCCUUCGAAAAAUAUUCGUUGGUCUUUCAGUAUGCUUUUGUAGAAGUAAUGAAUGAUUUAUAACAAAACUUUUUGAGAAAUAUUCAAGAUGAUAUUUCCCAAAAAUCUUGACUAUUUAUUUUUCACAGACAAAUUUAAAUAACAGAAACUGUUUCUGAUGUUUUACUUUUAUUCUGACAGAUCAUACAUUUAUGAAGGUUAUUGAAAACGAUAGCUAAUAACACUAGUUCCAUGAAAAAGAAGAAAAUAAAUACAUCGAAAAUCCUGAUGAAGGAGAAAAUAUAACUAUUCAAUUGAACCUGAGACUAUCCAACCUGAGCUUUCCAAAUUUUCAGAUAAUCUAGUCAUCAAAAAGCCCAACUACUUCUCCCGUAAUGCGACGAAGAAUCCACCAGGAAGUGAAUGAACAAGCCUGUAAAUAUUUUGAGAAUUUCAUCAUAGACUCUUAAAAUAUGAGACAUUUAAAAGAAAUUUAAAAUUUUGUUACAAGUUCAUCUAACAUUGCUUUCCCUCCCCCUGGAUAUUCAAUCUUGACGCGAUGGGAGGGCUUAACCCAUUAGCACUUUAGUGCCAGUUUAUUCACCACCGCUUGGACUUUGAGCUAGAUAUAUCUGGUUUACGAGUUGAGCGCAAGUGAAGGAAUCGGCCGUAAGUGCUAAUGGGAACCAAAGGAGUAUCCGUUGUGCAUUUAUCACAAGUUCAAGACAAGUUAUAGUUCAGCUUGCAUAUACCUAAUCUUUGCAUUCAUUGAAUUUUCUCAAAUUUAACAAUAAUUGUUAAAUUUAACGUAACGCAAGAGUGGGUAGGGGAGGCCUCUGCGUUACACUCAUCAUUCAUUACUUGAAAUGGAAAGUACACAGGACAGGGGACGCUAGGAUAAGUUGACUUACAGCCUUACAGAUUAGAUUCAUUACAAUUAGAAAAUUAUGGACUGAUUAGGUAAAGAUAAAACUGUUGAUUAUAGGAGUUUAUAUUUGUAUUUCUUAUUUUUAUGGUUUUUGUGAAUUUAUAAAAGUUGACAAAUAAUCAUUAUCAUUUUUAUUUUUGACAAAAAUCAGUUGACUGAACUUUUUUGUUUUUAUAUCUUAGAUGGUAUUAUUUCAUUGAUCAAAAAAAGCAGGAAUUUAGUUAGGACUUAGGACGGUUGACAAUGUUAAGGGUUACGAUGGAUAUAAUAUUACUUUGGACUGAGAUGAUCACAGAUAUGCAGAAGACGACUAGCGAAAUUAGGAACACAAUUUGAUACAUUAUUGACUAUAUUUUGACAAAUAGGGUUUGACAAAUUUCUUUACAAUAUCGAAUGGAAGCUCAAAAAGUGUUAUCUAACACUAAUAUGAGAGUUAUUUGGGGAUGAUGCUGGUGCUGUCAAUGACUAACAUCGGUUAUUGACACUAUUGGUAAUCAGCUUGAAAUAAUUUUCAGAAUGUAUUAUAAAAUAAUUGAGGAUAUUAUCUGAAUAUUGUUUGGGGAAGCUGUCAGAAAAACUAGUUGCCCAUAUCGGUUAAAAACGGUAGCUCUGGUAGCUGUCUUCGAAUAAUUUUCAGAAAUAUCAAAUGUUUAAAAUUAGCUACGACACAUUUUUUUUUCGUUUUGCUCUUUGUUCAUUUCUUAAGAAUAGUACUCUGAAGGCGUUAACAUAGACAUAGACACCCUUUUUUUUAUCUCUGAAUGUUGUCCAGUGACCUCGGAGAUUUUCGAUUAUUGAAAUAUUGUUCAAUUAUCAAAUCAUCUUUGGAGCUUCCAUUCGAUCAAAACACUAGUGCGAUGGGAAAAGUUAAAAACAAUAUUUUUAAAAACUACUACGACCCAAUGCUAAUUACUACACACUUUGCUCAAGUUGACGACAUCGUCUAGUCCAUCGUGAGUAUUGGUCCUAGUAGGGGGAAAGUUGGGAAAGGGUCCAGGCUUUGCUAUCAGCUGUCCUGCAGCUCCACCUGGUCACUCUUCAAAAAAAAAAAAAAAAAGUUCAUCUAACAUUGCUUUGGAUAUUCAGAAUGAUCGUUAGUUUUUCCCCUGUAAUUUUUCAGACAUUUUCGAAGGAGGUACGCCGAGAAAUACUCCAAGACUGCCACCAAAAUUGCCGUAUUCCUUACUAUUAUUGGUUUCCACAAAUUAUUUUUUUAAAUUUUGAAGUGAUUCUUGCAAAAUUAUUCAAAAAAUCAUACUUGAGAAAUUUUCUCACUCAUUUUCUAUGCAUAUGUUUUCGUCAUAAAUUUCGCCAAAAAAUCAUCCAACGAGUUUUCAUAAGAAAUUCCUCAUUCGAAGCAUCGCCUUUCCCUAGGGCACAAACUAAGAAAGUUGUAAUAUUUUUAUUUUCAUUCUUGGAAAUUUUAGCAAACAUCCCUCUAAGAAAUUCCUCUGAAAUCAGUCCACAACCACAAGUACGAAGAAAAUACCCGCAAUUAUGUUCAUAGAAAUCUAUUCAGAAACUCGUUCAAUAAACCUCUGAGCGUUUCUUCUUAAAUUCCUCAGAUAAAAUCGCCAAGAAUGUAUUUACCAAUCAGGGUUUAGCCAAAAAAUCACUCAAUGACAUCCGUUUAACUUCUUCUGAAAACUUCAUCAAUAAUUUUCUAAGAAAUUCCAUCAAUGUGUCCCAAAAAGUUUCUGCUGGUACCGACCUAAGAGUUAAUGUGGUCAACACGUCUACUAGUUCAUCAGCCUCUUGGCUAUCUGGAUCAAUCUAGUUCUGCAUAAUAUAUGCUAGAAAAUUGAAUAUACAUGCGAUUUUGUACAUUUUUUUUUGGAAUAAGCGUGAAAGUUUUCUUAAGAAAAUGUUCAUUAUGCGUUACUCCAGAAUUUUCUGAAUAAAGUUCGUCCAAUAAUUCUUAGUCACUAAUGUUUUUUGUGUGCUAAAAGUCACUAUUUAUUUAGUCACUUUUUUUCUAUCUGUAUGUCACUAUGUGGUCACUAUUUUUGAGAAAUUGGUCACUAAAUUAACUAUUUCGAGCAUCAUGUUUUGCUACCAGCCCUGUAAAUGCAAGUAAUCCAACAUAUUCCAGGUGUUUGUCAUGAUUCAAAAAUCAUUACGUGUCCUGGAUUUCUUUUAAAUUAUUUUUAGACAAAUAUUCAGUGAUCCUUUGGACGCUCCUAGUGCCCUGGUGCCAAAAAUGGUCAAUCUUGCUAUGUAGCAUAUGCAAUGUUCUUCUGUUCUUCAGUAAUUUCCUUUCUUAGAGAAAAUCUCCCAGGAUGUUUUUUUUUUUAGAAUCUUCGUUAUAGAUUUUUUUUCUAGAAUUCAUUGAAUUAAUUUAUCAAUUCCUAUAGAAAUUCAGAAAAGAUUAUAGAAAAUUUUGGAGGAAUUCUCAAGUUAUUUUUCCCAAAAUCAUGUAAACUAGUAUUUAUAAUAUUUUCUCAAUUGCUAAGCAUUUUUUAAAUCAUAGUGCAAUUCUGAAUGAUGGUUGGUUUUCCCUGGAAGAUUUUUUUUGCUUUCUGAAUGAUUUUUUGAGGACUCUAGAAACAUGAAACGUGAGUUGUUUAUGGGACAUUUUCUGAAAACAAAAAUAUAUCUGUAGGAAGUAGAGGUAGGUAUAAGAUAAUAACAAUUAUAAUAAAACUGAUUCAACAAUUCUUUACAAUGACUACAACGAAUGCAGAUUUCAAAGAAAGAGUUUCAUAAAGAUUUGAACAACCUUGAAUAUUUCAACGGUACAGAACAAUGAAUGCCUACUAGUCUUUGAAGAAUAUUACUAAAUAUGCUUUAUUAUGUAUCAUCAUUCAGUGUAGCAGGCUAGGAUUGCAAGUGUAGAUAUAAAGUUGUGCCCUCCAUGAAAGAUUGGACGACCAAAAUUAUGACAAAACUGUCAUGGAGUGACCCUUGAGAGUUAAGAGGUUCAUGGAUCCUAUUUCGUUGUUCAACGUUACUAUCUAAAACGAAAUCACCCCAUGUUACAGUGGUUGUUUUUAUCAACUGUGCUCCAUAGCAGUAAGGAUGACCUAUAAUAUCCCAAAAAUAUAUAACAAUGCUUAUUGUUCCUCGGACUACUUUGGUAAAUACAGUUGAUUAUGUAACACUACUUAACGUAGUCGCAAAAACUAUUAUCACAUGUGUAGACCUGAAGCUAUGGUCUCCGGAGUAGUUUGGUUGAUCUGGAAUAUCUCAAAAGUAUUUUGAAAUGACUCAUGAAAUACCAGGAAGAUUACAUAUUACAGUAGGAUAUGUAAUGUUAUAGUUCAUUGUGAAAAUAACUACUGUUACUGUCAAGAGCUAAAUUUCAGGACAGUUUGGACGACCCCAAAUGUCCCAAUAGUUUAUAAUAAUAUCUAGUGGACUUCAGGUUGGUCCAGUAACCGCGAUUGAUUACACAACGUUACACAGUAUAGACCACCUCACG
Messenger RNA from Aedes albopictus (Asian tiger mosquito), 6977 nucleotides. RefSeq names its product mannosyl-oligosaccharide alpha-1,2-mannosidase IA. The record is from RefSeq and is a predicted model, not a curated record. The transcript has 2 exons. Lineage: Eukaryota; Metazoa; Arthropoda; Insecta; Diptera; Culicidae. The coding region runs from base 461 to 1117 and encodes 218 amino acids.